AUGCCGCUCUUCCCUAACUACGAGGCCCUCCAACAGACCUUCGGCAGCCCGUAUGGGCACAGCCGGGCGCAAGGCAAGCCCAGUGCCAGCGGCAGUCCCACGCCGUACCAAGCUCGGCUGGAGCUGUACCCGGCCUACUCGGUCGUCGACGAUGCGAAGAACAAGGCGCACAAGCUGAGCGAGGAAGCCGCCAGAGAGUUCGACAAGGCCAGCCAAAAAGCCCAGUCCAAGACCGGCAAGAUCGAGCUGUACUCGGGGAAAUUCUAUGCCGUGUCCACGCUGGGCGGCAUGAUGGCCUGUGGUCUGACCCACACCGCCGUCACCCCGCUGGAUCUCGUCAAGACGCGCCGCCAGGUCGACUCGAAGCUGUACAAGAGCAACUUCCAGGCGUGGGGCCACAUCUACCGCACCGAAGGGCUGCGCGGCAUCUUCACGGGCUGGAGCCCGACCUUCUUCGGCUACUCGGCGCAGGGCGCGUUCAAGUACGGCUGGUACGAAUACUUCAAGAAGACGUACUCGGACCUUGCCGGGCCCGAGGCGGCGCACAAGUACAAGACGGCGCUGUACCUGUCGGCGUCGGCGUCGGCCGAAUUCCUGGCCGACAUCGCGCUGUGCCCGCUGGAGGCCAUCAAGGUGCGCAUGCAGGCGACCAUCCCCGCGCAGUACAAGGGCACCGUGGACGGCUUCAGCAAGAUCGUCGGCGCCGAGGGUGUCGCGGGCCUGUACAAGGGCCUCUACCCGCUCUGGGGCCGCCAGAUCCCCUACACCAUGAUGAAGUUCGCCUCGUUCGAGACCAUCGUCGAGAUGAUCUACGACCGGCUGCCCGGCAGCAAGAACGACUACGGCAAGGCCGCGCAGACAGGCGUGUCGUUCGUCGCCGGCUACGCGGCCGGCAUCCUCUGCGCCAUCGUGUCGCACCCAGCCGACGUCAUGGUCAGCAAGCUGAACGCGUACCGCAAGGCUGGCGAGGGCUUUGGUGCAGUCACCACCAGGAUAUACAAGGACAUCGGCUUCAUGGGCCUUUGGAACGGCCUGCCCGUGAGAAUCGUCAUGAUCGGUACCCUGACCGGCUUGCAGUGGAUGAUUUAUGACUACUUCAAGAUCUUCAUGGGCUUGCCCACGACGGGCGGUCCGGCCCCGGCCCCGUCGAAGAAGGAGGCGGGGCAGUAA
This is a messenger RNA of Chaetomium strumarium, 1170 nucleotides long. Its product is annotated as mitochondrial carrier domain-containing protein. Gene Ontology annotation, biological process: mitochondrial phosphate ion transmembrane transport. Gene Ontology annotation, molecular function: phosphate transmembrane transporter activity. The transcript has 3 exons. The record is from RefSeq and is a predicted model, not a curated record. Lineage: Eukaryota; Fungi; Ascomycota; Sordariomycetes; Sordariales; Chaetomiaceae. Bases 1 to 1170 code for a protein of 389 amino acids. Gene Ontology annotation, cellular component: mitochondrial inner membrane.